ACCUUCAAAAACAUGCAGCGCCGGCACACAACACUGAGGGAGAAGGGCCGCCGCCAGGCCAUCCGGGGUCCCGCCUACAUGUUCAACGAGAAGGGCACCAGCCUGACGCCCGAGGAGGAGCGCUUCCUGGACUCAGCCGAGUAUGGCAACAUCCCCGUGGUCAGGAAAAUGCUGGAGGAGUCCAAGACCCUCAACUUCAACUGCGUGGACUACAUGGGGCAAAACGCGCUGCAGCUGGCCGUGGGCAACGAGCACCUGGAGGUCACGGAGCUGCUGCUCAAGAAGGAGAACCUGGCGCGGGUGGGGGACGCGCUGCUGCUCGCCAUCAGCAAGGGCUACGUGCGCAUCGUGGAGGCCAUCCUCAACCACCCGGCCUUCGCGCAGGGCCAGCGCCUGACACUCAGCCCCCUGGAGCAGGAGCUGCGCGACGACGACUUCUACGCCUAUGACGAGGACGGCACGCGCUUCUCGCACGACAUCACGCCCAUCAUCCUAGCGGCGCACUGCCAGGAGUAUGAGAUCGUGCACAUCCUCCUGCUCAAGGGCGCCCGCAUCGAGCGGCCGCACGACUACUUCUGCAAGUGCAACGAGUGCACCGAGAAGCAGCGGAAGGACUCCUUCAGCCACUCGCGCUCCCGCAUGAACGCCUACAAGGGGCUGGCGAGCGCUGCUUACCUGUCUCUGUCCAGCGAAGACCCCGUGCUCACCGCGCUGGAGCUGAGCAACGAACUGGCCAGGCUAGCCAACAUUGAGACUGAAUUCAAGAAUGAUUACAGGAAGUUAUCUAUGCAAUGCAAGGAUUUUGUGGUGGGCGUGCUGGACCUAUGCCGAGACACAGAAGAGGUGGAAGCGAUUUUAAAUGGUGAUGUGAACUUCCAAGUCUGGUCCGACCACCACCGUCCAAGUCUGAGCCGGAUCAAACUCGCCAUUAAAUACGAAGUCAAGAAGUUCGUUGCUCAUCCUAACUGUCAGCAGCAAUUGCUUACCAUGUGGUAUGAAAAUCUCUCAGGCUUACGUCAACAGUCUAUCGCUGUGAAAUUCCUGGCUGUCUUUGGAGUCUCCCUAGGCCUCCCUUUUCUCGCCAUAGCCUAUUGGAUUGCUCCGUGCAGCAAGCUAGGAAGAACCCUGAGGAGCCCUUUCAUGAAAUUUGUAGCCCAUGCAGUUUCUUUUACAAUCUUUUUGGGACUGUUAGUUGUGAAUGCAUCAGACCGCUUUGAAGGCGUUAAAACCCUGCCCAACGAAACCUUCACAGACUACCCGAAACAGAUCUUCAGAGUGAAAACCACACAAUUCUCCUGGACAGAAAUGCUCAUCAUGAAGUGGGUCUUAGGAAUGAUUUGGUCCGAAUGCAAGGAAAUCUGGGAGGAGGGGCCGCGGGAGUACGUGCUGCACCUGUGGAACCUGCUAGACUUCGGGAUGCUGUCCAUCUUCGUGGCCUCCUUCACCGCCAGGUUCAUGGCCUUCCUGAAGGCCAGCGAGGCCCAGCUGUACGUGGACCAGCACGUGCAGGACGACUCGCUGCACAACGUCUCACUUCCGCCGGAAGUGGCGUACUUCACCUACGCCAGGGACAAGUGGUGGCCUUCAGACCCUCAGAUCAUAUCGGAAGGGCUGUAUGCCAUCGCUGUCGUGCUGAGCUUCUCCAGGAUUGCAUACAUCCUGCCAGCCAAUGAAAGUUUUGGACCCCUGCAGAUCUCGCUGGGGAGAACUGUGAAAGAUAUCUUCAAGUUCAUGGUCAUUUUCAUCAUGGUAUUUGUGGCCUUCAUGAUUGGAAUGUUCAAUCUGUACUCCUACUACCGAGGUGCAAAGUACAACCCAGCGUUUACAACAAAGGACCCUGGGUAUUCUGUGCAAGCCCUCUCCCUGUUCCUCACAAGGAGCCUGUACUACUGGCCCACAGUUGCUCAGAAGGUCAGUGCCAGGACACAGGAGAAAAUGAAAAAGAAAAUCAUGAAACGGCUCAUUAAAAGAUACGUCCUGAAGGCCCAGGUGGAUAGAGAAAACGACGAAGUCAAUGAAGGUGAACUGAAGGAAAUCAAGCAAGAUAUCUCCAGCCUGCGCUACGAGCUUCUGGAAGAGAAAUCUCAAGCUACCGGUGAGCUGGCAGACCUGAUCCAACAGCUCAGUGAGAAAUUUGGAAAGAAUUUAAACAAAGACCACCUGCGGGUAAACAAGGGCAAAGACAUUUAGCAGCCUGCAUCGGCAUCUGUGACUUCUACCAGCAUUCCCAGGCCAGGAUGGAUUUCCUAGCCACCAGCCCUGGCGGGGAAGGGUCCUGGGCCCACUCCUCUAGGACACUAAGGGGACCCAUUGGCUCUGUCCUGAGCAGAGUCACUGACAUGUGCAGUAUAGUAGCCUGCCUUGACCCAGAACUGUUGUGAA
This is a messenger RNA of Panthera uncia (snow leopard), 2382 nucleotides long. It is a transcript of the gene TRPC7, whose product is annotated as transient receptor potential cation channel subfamily C member 7. The transcript is spliced from 9 exons. Lineage: Eukaryota; Metazoa; Chordata; Mammalia; Carnivora; Felidae. The record is from RefSeq and is a predicted model, not a curated record. Gene Ontology annotation, molecular function: protein binding; store-operated calcium channel activity; inositol 1,4,5 trisphosphate binding. Gene Ontology annotation, cellular component: cation channel complex; membrane. The coding region runs from base 13 to 2190 and encodes 725 amino acids. Gene Ontology annotation, biological process: regulation of cytosolic calcium ion concentration; calcium ion transmembrane transport; manganese ion transport.